Molecule: messenger RNA, 6846 nt
Organism: Ahaetulla prasina
Lineage: Eukaryota; Metazoa; Chordata; Lepidosauria; Squamata; Colubridae
Product: cytochrome P450 1B1
Exons: 4
Coding region: 313-1935 (540 amino acids)
Biological process (GO): progesterone metabolic process; hormone biosynthetic process
Molecular function (GO): iron ion binding; steroid 17-alpha-monooxygenase activity; heme binding
Source: RefSeq, a predicted model, not a curated record
CCGCGAACCGCAACCACUUGUGCGCACAGCUCCCUCGUGGACGGAGGCAUUAUGACCCAGAGAGAUCUGGGAGAAGCGUUAAUUAACAGAUCUAUUUAGAUUUGUGCUAUCAAAUAGCACAAAUAUGAAAAUUCUCACUUCAAAAGUUAAGUUCCUAUAUAGUGUUAUUGAACAUUCAACUUUCUGGUAGAACUCGAUGGAACUGGAAAUCUAAACUGGAAAUCUCUGCUCUAGAAGUCAAUGGUUCUCCUCCAUUACGGUUGAAUACUUAAGUAUCACUUGCCAUUCUGGCAAGUUUUAGAUAUUUACAGCAUGAAUUCUUCAGCAUACAACGCGCGCCCUCGCGGGCUGGAAGAAGCGCUCCGGGCCGGCGUGCCGCCAAUGCAAGACUUGCUGCUCCUGCUCCUCUCGCUGCUGCUCGCCUUCCAGGCGGUGAAAUUUCUGGUCUUCGAGUGGACACGACGGAGGAGGCUGGAACCGCCGGGUCCUUUCCCGUGGCCCCUUCUGGGCAACGCCGCUCAACUGGGCCGCGCCCCUCACCUAGCUUUCGGGCGCCUGGCGGCUACCUACGGCAGCGUUUUCCAGCUGCGCCUCGGCAGAUGGCCGGUGGUAGUGUUGAGCGGCGAGCGCGCCAUCCGCGAGGCCCUCAUCCGCCAAGGGGCCACCUUCGCGGGUAGGCCUCCUUUCCCUUCCUUUCAGCUGGUAUCCGGCGGUCGCAGCUUGGCCUUCGGCGGCUACUCCGAGCUAUGGAAACUGCAGAGGCGCUUGGCGCACUCGACCUUGCGCGCUUUCUCGGCGCGCCGCCUCCUGGAGCAGCCCUUGCUGGCCGAGGCGCGCACUGUGGUGCGUCUCCUGGUGAGCGCUUGCGCCGGCGGCGCCUUCGUAGAUCCGUCUCGGAGCCUGGGGGUGGCCGUGGCUAACGUCAUGAGCGCGCUUUGUUUCGGCCGCCGCUAUAGCCACGCUGAUGUCGAGUUCCGGCGGCUGGUGGGUCGAAACGAGCAGUUCGGGCGCACGGUGGGCGCCGGGAGCGUGGUCGACGUGCUGCCUUGGCUGCAGCGCUUUCCCAACCCGGUGCGCUCAGCCUUCCGCGCUUUCCGCGCCCUCAAUCACGAGUUCUACAGUUUCGUCCGCCAGAAGUUUCUGUGGCAUCGGAACAGUCUCCGCCCCGGAGACCCUCUACGCGACCUGAUGGAUGCCUUCAUCCGCCUUCAGCAAACGCAGCCUGGCUUGCCUCUGGAGCAUGUGCCGGCCACCGUCACGGACAUCUUCGGCGCCAGCCAGGACACUCUCUCUACCGCCCUGCAGUGGCUCUUGAUCUUCCUCAUCAGGUACCCAGAGGUGCAAACUAAACUGCAAGAAGAAAUAGACAAAGUCGUUGGCCGCAACCGCCUGCCCUGUGCUGAGGAUCAGCCCCAUUUGCCUUCUGUCAUGGCUUUCCUAUAUGAAUCUAUGCGUUUCAGUAGCUUUGUGCCAGUUACCAUUCCUCAUUCCACCACAGCCGAUACCAUCCUGAUGGGCUACCACAUUCCCAAAGACACAGUGGUCUUCAUCAAUCAGUGGUCAGUGAACCACGACCCAGUGAAAUGGCCUGCUCCAGAAGUUUUCAAUCCAGCAAGAUUCCUGGAUGAGAGUGGAUUCCUGAACAAGGACCUUGCUAGCAGCGUGCUGAUUUUUUCAGUGGGCAAACGAAGGUGCAUUGGAGAGGAGUUAUCCAAAGUGCAGCUCUUUCUCUUUACUGCCGUCUUGGUCCACCAGUGCAAUUUCAGUGCUAAUCCAAAGGAAGAUUCUAAAAUGGAUUUCACUUAUGGCUUGACUGUUAAACCAAAGCCAUUUACACUCAGCGUCACACUUCGAGAUAGCAUGGAUCUGCUAGAUAAUGCUGUCCAGGGACUUCAGGCUGAAAACGCAUCUGAAAAUGGCUUGUUUAAUACAUGAAUGCUCAGGUUUGAAUGUUGUCUGUAAUGCUGUGUAAGGAUUGUAUUUCUCCCCUCUUUUUUUUUUUAAAUGAAGCACUUAGAAAUACAAUGUAUUCUGGAGAAAUGCUAGCAAGAGACAAAAUAAGACAAUGUAUGAAUAAGCAUGGUGUGGUUUGCAAAUUGAUGUUUUACUUACCUCAGCAAAUCUUGUCAACGUUCUCUGUAGUGUGAAUUUAAUCAUUAGAUUUCUUCCCUAAUUACACUGUGACAUUCCUAUACUUUGUUCACUUAUCUUUUUACUGGCCAUCCACACGAUUCUCUCAUUACACAGUUCCCUUUCUGUAUUUUCUCUGUGUUUUUAACCUUUUUAGGGAGGGGUAUAUUUAUCUAAUAAUAUUAUAUUCAGAAAAAGACAUGUUAAUGCCUUUAAUCUAUUUUAUAGAUUAUAAAAUAGUACCUACUGUCAAGAUAAUGGACACAAGCACUAGGUUUCAGAUGGCCAGUUAGAUGACUUUUCCACCAACGGUAGAAUUGUCAGAUCUAUUUGUUAAGUGACAAGUAGAAAAAAAUAUAGGAAAUCAGUUUCUGUAAUUGAGUGUCUUCUAGGUGUUAGGGCCCUCAGAAUUCUCAGUAUAUUGGUUUCAAAUGGUAAGAACAAUACAUACUCCUAGAAGAUAUACCCAUCUGAAACCUUAAAUAUAAACUCUGCUUUUUUGAAGAACCUACAUUCACCUACAUAUGGUGCAUUGACAUUUGCUAAAGCAGCUCUAUCUAAUAUAUUGCCAUAGGCUUGUAGUUGUAUUCCUAGUGCUGAACAAAUGUUGAAAUUCAAAUAGGAUUUUUUGUUUUUGUUGCUCAUAGGGUGGCUUUAAAACAAAUUCAGAAAUGCACUUCACAUUAUCUUAACUAAAUGGGUGCAUUGCAUUGCACAUGCAUAACAUAUUGAUAAGAGAUGAUGGAUUUAGUAAUGUGAAUUAUUUUUAUCCCCCUAAUACAUGUUUUCAAGGUAUUCUAUAUCAUUGGAUAUUAUUUGUAGUUCACCGUUUAUAAAUCAGUUAAUUUACCCGGCUUUCUUCAGUUGUGCUUUCUUAAGAAAUGCAUUUCUUUUCAGAAAUAGAAUGACCUGUCCUUGGUCACAAUAUACUUAGAAAUCAUAGGAUAAAAUAAAAUGGAUUGUCUAUGUUUUAAACUAAUUGAAUAGGAAGUCGAAAGCUCUAUGAAUUUUGCUGAUGAAAUCAGUGGUUUACUAAUGAGAGGCAAAAAGUUCCCAAGUUGUAAUAUUUCAUUUAAAAAGGUUCUUAGUAAAAAAAAAUAGUAACAGCAUACAGUCAUUCUGUAUGUUGUAUACAGUUUGAGUGAUGGAAGAUUGGGAUGCCCAGACCCCUUUGAAUUGACUGUCCUCCAUCGACCCCAUGUGAAUUUGUCAUUAAGUCAUUCUUUUCCAGAUCAUCUAAGCCAAACUAGCACAAACUAUCACCUCUCCAGAGACAACCUGAGAACUGAACAUGGGAGUUUGAAAGUUGUCUAGGGUGGAAACGGCUGCUCUCAGACUUUACCUUCCAAAUUGAGUGUUCUAUGUAUGUGUAAACUACAAUUUGAAACAUUAGCACUCAUUUUAGGAAAAUGGAGGGGGGGGACAACACAUCAUGUUUCUAAUUUCCACAUAGUUGUCAUAUUCCAUACAGUUUUAUCCACAUCUGCAUAACCUGUUGGCUUGUGCUGAAGUAUAGUUUUCAGCAGCCCCAAGUGGCCAAUGGUAAGAGAUGCAAAAAGAACAUGGAAGUGCCACAAGUUGCCUAUCCCAAGUAAAGAUUCUCAUGCGGUAUUGCCAAACAAUGUCCUGCAAUACUUUAAAGGUUUAAUAUCAAGUCUUAUCAGGGCAAUCUGACAAAUAUCAAAUUUGGUUCUGAGUAAAACACCCACAGUGAAUAAUAAUUUAGUGCCUUGCUUCUGUUUUUAGAUGUCAUAUAUAGAGCACUAUUCUCAAACCUGCUAAAAACCGAAGUUUCAAAAAACAUCCAGCUGUAUACAUUGGAAAUGAAGCAAUGGGUUUGUGAUUGCCAGUGCAUUAUGUUGACCUUCCUCUUACUGAUACCCUGCAUAGGUGUUAGAGUCAAUUUCCAUAAUAGUCUGCCAACAUGUCCUUUGAUCCUACUGGAUAUUAGUUCAAUCCCUGAAAGGCAUCAUACUGUAUUCUAGAAAGCUAUAUUAUGUAAUCCUGCAGCUGUAUAAACCAAUGCAUUUUCCUGUGCAUUCUAUUUCUGAAAUUCAAAAUAGCAAUAAAUUCAUGCAUUCCUAUACUUAAGAAUUCUUAAUUUCAUACUUAAUUUUGAGAGAGAAAGCCUAGAGUUUAAAAACAAAUUUAGAAAGGUGAUAUCAAUUAUUUCAUAAUCUAACGUAUAAAAUGUGUUCUUAUAGAACUUAGCCUGCUCCUGUGAAACCCUCUGUAUGAUUAUAAACAUAUUAAUCUCAGGUCAACAUAGGAUUGAACAUAGGGUAAUAUUUUUAGUUAUGUACAGAAGGUUUGCAACUGUGUGUUGUGUAUGUUUAUGAAUAUGCAUAUAUAUUACAGAAUGUAAUAUUUCAACAUAAUUCUCACUGACUUUCUUUUAACAAAUGUUGACUGUAACUUUGUUUAUUCAACUUUCCUUAAAAAUAUAUCAGACUGAAAAUACAGCAUGUAUAUAUGCAAACAGAAUUCAGUUAUAUAAAUCACUUUUAAAAUGUUUAAAACCUAUUGUACUUGAUCCAAUAUGCAUAAUGGUGAGUUCCAAUCUGGAUCGGUCACCAGGAUCAGAGAUUUAGUUUUAUGAGACUUCAGACUUGUGCUUGAGCCCAUCGCUGGGCAACUUCUCUCUCAACAGAAUGUUAUUAUAGUACAGUAAUGUGUCACAUUCUGGUAGAGAGAAGUUCCCUGUGGUUGGGCACCAGCAUGACUCCAAAAGCUCAGAAGACUAAACUUCUCGUCCUGGUGACCAGCCCAGACUGGAUACUGCAAGGUUAUCCUGGGACAUGUAUAUUUGCCUUCAUUCAUAAUGGUCACUUCAUUUGAAAGCUAAUAGAUCUGAGCGUUGUUGUUGUUUUUUUGAGAUGGAUGAUUAAUUACCCAAACUAUUUACUAUUUGUUCCUCUAUUCCAAUUACUUUGUACCUAAUGAAAUUUUAAAAAGUAUAUCAAUUUGGAUUGCCUUGAACUUUAUUAUUAUGGCUAGGAGCAGGCAACAUGGAGUCACUCUUAGUGUCCAUCAGGUUUUUAUUGUUUGUACCACCUAACUUAUUUCUUUUCUAAUUCGUUUUAUUUUAAAAAAUGAAUGAGCAGCUAGCAUGGCACACAAGAAAAUGCCAGUCUUCUGAAAAUACUUCUGGCUUAAAAUAUACUACAAGAACUCUUUAAAAAAAACAACCCGUGUGGGAUUGUAAUCCAAUGCUUUAUUUGGAUAAGUGCCCACCUGCCCAGAAAAAAACUUCAAAGAAAAUCUGGGGGUGAUUAAAAUGCAUGCUGAAGUGUUACAGGAAACAUCUUUCCAUUGGCUGGGGACAUCUUUUCAUUGGUAUCUUUUUAAUUUUCUUGUUUUAUAAGAGUGGGCAGAACAUAUUCUUAGCAUUCCAAAUAUGUACAUCCACCCACAAAAUUUGCUUGGCCCUCCUCUAGAAGCUGUGUUGUUUUUCAAAACAGAACAUACUGUGUUUCCCUGAAAAUAAGACCCUGUCUUAUAUAUUUUUUGAACCCUGAAAUAAGCGCUUUGCUUUGUUGCCAUGCACUCAAAAGCCUGAUUGGGCUUAUUAUCAGGGGAUGUCUUAUUUUGGGGGAAACGGUACAUAUUUUGUCUCACCUUCAAAAGUGGGAAAUUUAAGUACUUCUUUUAAAACUUCAUACAUUUAUUCUUAUAAAAUGAAGCGGGAGAGCCAGCAUUAGUUAUAUUCUGUGUUUAAUCAUUGCAUAAUAGUGUUGGAAAUUUCUGGCUUUAGAAAACUCAGAAUCUAGUUUCUGUGUUUGUUUGCUUGCCUGAACUUUGUCCUUUCUUUAAGACUCAACACAUUUCCAGCAUCCUGAUGACCCUGUUGCUGGCCAAUUUAAUAUGGUUCUGUGACUUUGUUUCAUUUUUGGUUAUUAACCUAGCUUAAAUCCCUCCAUCUUAGCUGGGUUCCUUCCUUGGCCCUUUUCUUACCAAGUACAGUUUGUUCCUUAUUCUCUACCUCCAGUUCAUCUACAAAAUCAUAAUCUUUUGUACUUUUGAAGCUUAGCAGAGAAGGUUUUUUGGGCUCGUUUGAUUUAGAUUUAUGAAUCAGCAAAAGCUUUGAAUUACCUUUGUGGUAGGUAACCGUACCAUACUUAGGGCAGCCAGGCCCAGGGUUUAAUGACUAAUGCCUUUUGGUGGUAAAAUAUUCUGAAUAUCCUAAUGUCCUGUGGAAUCAGUUGCCUUUUAUAUUUUAUUGGGAUUUCAAAGAGAUUAGACUUCUAAUUUUAUAUAGAUCUUAUUAUAAUACACAUUCAUUUACAGUUUAUCCAGUAAAAAGUAAAAUUCUAAUUUUAUUUUAUAUUACUUCCUGAUAAUAGUUUAUACUAACUUUGAAUCUUGGGUGUUGGUGUUUCUCCUUUCUUCUAACUAUAGCUAUAAUCUCAGUGGGAGGUUCUUGAUGCUUCCUUUGUUUAUGCUGUAUUCAUCUUGAAAGAACAUGAUUUUUCCUGUGUUUGUACCAUGUUAAUUAUAUGUAUUAUUAAUCUGAGUUGAUCAUGCAUAUUGUUGCAAUAUGGUCGUGUAUAAUGGGGGUUUGUAACUCAUAUGUCCUUAAUCAGUAGAUGGUCUAUGGGUAGAUGUGGUUGGGGAUGAAGUGUUUUGGAUAAGUUAUUAUUGGACUACCUAGAGAAGUCUUCCUAAUCUUCAUUAUUGUAUUAUAUGUCUGUUAUCCAUCAUUAUUUGUAACAAGGA